Messenger RNA from Gymnogyps californianus (California condor), 2832 nucleotides. It is a transcript of the gene DACH2, whose product is annotated as dachshund family transcription factor 2. The transcript is spliced from 13 exons. NCBI's taxonomy places the organism in Eukaryota, Metazoa, Chordata, Aves, Accipitriformes, Cathartidae. The record is from RefSeq and is a predicted model, not a curated record. The coding region runs from base 1 to 1989 and encodes 662 amino acids.
AUGGCUGUCUCCGCGCCGCCCGUCAUCGCCGCAACUUCCAGCGGUGGCGCGGGGGGCUCGGCGGGCUCGGCGGGCUUGUUCCGGGCGGACCCGCUGUACUCCAGCCCCGCGGAGUCCCCGCGCCUCACCAACAGCCUCGUCAACAGUUUCCUCUCCGCCGGCAGCGGCGGGGCCGGCGCGGGCGGCGGCGGCGGGGGCGGCGGCAACGAGUGUAAGAUGGUCGACCUGCACGGGGUGAAGGUAGCCUCGUUCCUCGUGGAGGGGCAGGAGCUGAUCUGCCUGCCGCAGGUCUUUGAUCUCUUCCUCAAGCACCUGGUGGGAGGGCUGCACACGGUCUACACCAAGCUGAAGCGGCUGGAUAUAUCGCCCGUGGUGUGCACGGUGGAGCAGGUCCGCAUCCUGCGGGGGCUGGGGGCCAUCCAGCCCGGCGUCAACCGUUGCAAGCUCAUCACCAGGAAGGACUUCGAAACUUUGUACAACGACUGCACCAACGCGAGCUCACGACCAGGAAGACCCCCCAAGCGUUCACUAGGAGUUGCGAUACAAGAAAAUGCACGUCUUCUGCCCCAUGGAGUUCCAGGCCUCUUAUCACCAGGACUUAUCUCUCCGACAGGUCUGACAGCAGCUGCCAUGGCAGAGGCUAUGAAGUUACAGAAAAUGAAGCUUAUGGCAAUGAAUAGCCUUCAUGGAAGUGGAAGUCAAAACGGAACAGAAUCAGAAAAUGAAGAGCUCAAUUCUAAUGCAGGUGGGAGUGAAUCCUCCUGGGAUAAAGACAAGCUUCAGUCUCCCAUUACAACAGGAUCACAGCAUAGCAUUGGUCAUCCCACGCUGUCAGGACAGUCGAGCCUUGGAAGUGCGCACCCGCUCAGUCCUCUCCAGCAGAAUCACCUGCUCACCAACAGGAUAGACCUGCCGUUUAUGAUGAUGCCCCACCCUCUGCUUCCCGUCAGCCUACCUCCCGCUUCGGUUGCAAUGGCAAUGAAUCAGAUGAACCACCUCAAUACAAUAGCUAACAUGGCUGCAGCAGCCCAAAUGCACAGUCCUCUUUCCAGGGCAGGGGCCUCUGUUAUAAAGGAAAGGAUUCAAGACAGCCCUUCUCCAGCUCCAUCUCUAGAAGACAGUCAGCGGCCUGGGAGCCACGCUUCCUCCCAUCAGAGCAGCAGCGUGUCCAGCUCGCCGUCCCAGUUGGACAACACACCAGACAGAAUUGCUAUGCUGACCAACAGCAGGGAAGGAGAACUCAUUGAUCAAGAAACUGGGAGCAGCCUAAAAAAAAUACAAAAGGAGAAAGUCACUGUUUUAUAUGAUUCCAGCACCUACUCAACAGAAAGCUGGCCAAGAAGAAUUCAUCUCUGCAGCAACUCAGAAACCAUAGAGCAUCAGCAUAUGUCUUUUGCUUCCCCGAGGAAAUCCAGGACUUUAUUCUACCAAAAAGAGUACCAAGAAGAAGAGGUCCAAAUUGCCAUUCCAAUAAUGAAACCAACCUUAGAUAAAGUCCAACUGGCUGGACAGGCCUUGCCUCCUGGAUUUCCGGCGCCAUUUCUUUUUGCUGAUGGUCUUUCAUCAGUAGAAACACUAUUAACCAACAUUCAGGGCCUACUGAAAGUGGCUGUGGACAAUGCGAGAGUCCAGGAAAAGCAGAUACAGCAGGAAAAGAAAGAGUUAAAGAUGGAGCUUUGUAGAGAGAGAGAACUAAGAGAGAGCUUGGAAAGGCAACUCACAGCUGAGCUGCAAAGCAGAGCAACAAUUCAGAAACGCUUGAAGAAAGAAAAAAAGGCAAAGAGAAAAUUGCAGGAAGCUUUGGAAUUUGAAUCAAAGAGAAGAGAACAAGUGGAACAGGCGCUUAAACAGGCCACAUCAGGUGACGGUCUCAGGAUGUUAAAUGAUGCUGGAAUCCCAGAUAUGGAAAUAGAACACAACGGAACCCAACAUGACAGUGCGGCAAUGCAAGAAAACAGAACAUACAUCAAACCUACUAUUAUGUACUGAAGGAAACACCUAUUGUUGAAAAACAUAUAAUGACCACUAUUUGAAGACUAUAUAGUUCAUGAAAAACGUCCCUUCCAACCUUUGAUGCCUUCAGUACUGUGUGAAGAACAGGAUUUGUAGCAUGAAACUUGAAGGACAAUUUCAAGCAAUUUACUGUUGCUGCAUCGAAAACUGCCGUAUUAAGAAAUACUGAGACUUUUUACAAGCUUACCAUACCAAACCAAGCCUGUUGCAACAGAUCAUUUUUAGGUCCCCGGAGAUAGAAAGGAGUUGUAGUAUUUUUAAGCACAUGCAGGAAUUAUUCCCCCUUCCCCCCCAAAAAGAACUUUUUUUUUUUUUUAAAGGAGGUAGCUAUUACUGUAUAGCAAUGGCACAAUGAUUUUAAGCCACAAAGGUCCUCACUGGCUGUACAUCAUACAAGCCCAGUUUAUCACUGAAACUGUUCAACAUGGAGCUGUUUCGAUUGUGUUUAUAAAUUAAGCUUUGUUUACUGAAGCAGAUACUCGAUAUAUAUUACGUUUUAAAAAGAAAUGUGUGUACAUUUUUUAAAAGAAUGAUGUAAAAAUUGUCCUUUCAUUAGAUGACCAAUUCAAAAGUGUGAGCUAAACCCUAAUAGCUGACGUAAUAUGAGGAUUAUAAUUGAUGCUUUUUUUUUAUGCUCAGUUCAGCUUGGCUUUUGGUCUUUUAAGAUGAAAAAAUGAAUAUGCAGUAGAGUGUUAGAUAAUGGAAACUUUUAAGUAUGGUUUCUCUGUUGUACCAUAUUAAGUUAAAGUACACAUUCUUUGUUAAAAAUGUUCUUGCUAAAAAUACAGUAUUAAAAAUUUUUUUGUUUGACUUUGGAAA